AGACGGCGGCGUCUCCCGCCUCGCUCCCCGUGACUCCGCCGCCGCUUCCCCCGCCUCUCGGUGCCUUGCGAAAGGACGAGGAAGACGCGGCUGGCCCGGCCUGCGCGACCCACUUGCUGGCAGCACCAAAAUCCCGAGGAAGGCCGGGCCGAGGCGGGGGAAGAAACGCUUCUCCUCCUCCUCCUCCCGCCCCGCUCCCCGCCCGGCCGCCCGCCUCUCUGCCGGGAGCUUCAGGCAGGCUGGAGCGCGGGAGGCGAGAGGGAGGGAGAUCCGCCGAGGCGACUCCGGCGCUGCAAGAGGCUGCGCUCUGAUCUCUGCUGGCAUCAGAAACCAGGAGCUGAUUUGCAUAUGUGAUCCAACAAGAAAAGGAAAUGAAGAUAAGAGGUAGUGACUGAAUUCUUCGCCAGCUGUGGUAGACAAAGAUUCACAGAAUUUGCAACGAAAAUUGCCCUCUAAUCUCAUCCUGUUGAGUUAUGGAAUCAAUUUCUAUGAUGGGAAGUCCCAAAUCUUUAAAUGAAACCUUCUUGCCAAAUGGUGUAAACGGUAUCAAGGACACCAGCAAGGUCACAAUAGGCAUAAUUGGAAGUGGAGAUUUUGCAAAAUCACUGACCAUUAGGCUUAUUAGGUGUGGGUACCAUGUGGUCAUAGGAAGCAGAAACCCUAAAUUUGCUGCUGAGUUCUUUCCACAUGUGGUUGAUGUCACUCAUCACGAAGAUGCUGUAGCAAAAGCAAAUUUGAUUUUUGUUGCUAUACACAGAGAACACUAUGCUGCUUUGUGGGACCUCAAACACCUGCUUGUUGGUAAAAUCCUUGUAGAUGUCAGCAAUAACAUGAGAGUUAACCAGUAUCCAGAAUCUAAUGCAGAAUACUUGCAGUCACUUUUCCAAGAUUCUUUUGUUGUCAAAGGAUUCAACGUUAUCUCAGCCUGGGCACUGCAGUUAGGACCCAAAGAUGCUAGCAGACAGGUCUACAUAUGUAGUAAUAAUUUUCAAGCUCGACAUCAAGUUAUGGAACUUGCCCGUCAACUCAGCUUCAUUCCUCUUGAUUUGGGCGCUUUAUCAUCUGCAAGGGAGAUUGAAAAUUUGCCUCUUCGCUUGUUCACGCUGUGGAAAGGACCAGUAAUAGUGGCUGUCAGCCUGGCCACCUUCUUCUUCAUCUAUUCUUUCAUCCGAGAUGUAAUUCAUCCUUACGUGAGGAACCAGCAGAGUGAUUUCUACAAAAUUCCUAUUGAGAUCGUGAAUAAGACAUUGCCAGUUGUUGCUAUCACUUUGUUGUCUCUAGUGUAUUUAUCAGGGCUGCUGGCAGCUGCUUAUCAACUUUAUUCUGGCACUAAGUACAGGCGAUUUCCACCUUGGUUAGAGAGCUGGUUGCAGUGUAGGAAACAGCUUGGACUGCUUAGCUUUUUCUUUGCAACGGUGCACGUGGUUUACAGCCUCUGCUUGCCCAUGAGGAGGUCCGAACGGUACUUGUUCCUGAAUAUGGCUUAUCAGCAGGUCCAUGCGGAUGUUGAAAAUACAUGGAAUGAGGAAGAAGUCUGGCGGAUUGAAAUGUAUGUCUCCUUUGGAAUAAUGAGCCUGGGGCUGCUUUCUCUGUUGGCUGUAACUUCUAUUCCUUCAGUAAACAGGUCGUUAAACUGGAGGGAAUUCAGUUUUAUCCAGUCUACUCUUGGAUACGUCGCUCUGCUCAUAAGUACCUUCCAUGUGUUAAUUUAUGGGUGGAAAAGAGCCUUUGAGGAACAAUACUACAGAUUUUACACACCACCAAAUUUUGUUCUUGCACUUGUCUUGCCAUGCACAGUAAUUCUGGGUAAGGUAUUUUUGCUGCUGCCGUGCAUAAGCAGGAAAUUGAGGCGGAUAAGAAGAGGAUGGGAAAGAAGACAAUUUAUGGAAGAUGGAAGUGGAACUGGUUCACAUCCCUCGCCAGAAAGGGUUACUAUCAUGUGAGUCCACAAUGACGCUAUCGCCUUUGUCAGCAUUGUCCUUUCAAAGUGAUGUAGUUCAUAGAAGCUUUACUGUAGACUGAAAACUGUGGGAAACAAGUGAUGAUAUGCUGUAAACUAUUAGGAAGUGGGCAGUGUUGGUCAAUGCAAACAUUUUUAAUGUGGCGUAAAUGUCUUUGAGCACAUCCCUGCAUUCUGAAGAUUUGCUGUCUGGGCAGAGAAAGUGGGUUCUCAAACCUCUUCUGCCACACUUGGGUUUAUUAAGCAUGUUGACCAGAGAAUAAAUACCAUUGAACUCCAUGGGGUUUAUAUCUGAGUGAAGAUUCUUAGCAUUGCACCAUUCAUAAUGUUACAGCUGUCUUCCCUUAGGCUGCCAGAUUCAGCGCUGGAGAACAGUCAUUUUCCUUUAAAUCUAUUAAUGUUACAAAAGUCCUAUCCUUUCCUUCCCUGGCCCAGCUAUCUACCUCCUUUCCUGCUUGCUAUAUGCCGUGCCUGGAGCCUUGAUCCAUUAUGGUAGGUUGGAGGAGUGGUGUAAGCACCUGCCCCAAGAAUCACUGCUGAAUUUGGCUCCCCUGAAACAAAAUCCUGUUUCCACACACUGAGGAGCACCAAGCAGGUAGAUCUUGCCAACCUUUUAAUGCACAUCCCAUAAUGCACAAAUUAGCAUUGCUCUGGGGCAUUGUGGAAGACUUAACUGGUGGCCAAAUGGGGGAAAGGCUGCAGGAGAGAGCUUUCUUCAAUCUCACCCACAUUUGCAAGCAUUUGCUCCAUUGUUUCCAGUGGGACUUGGACACCAUUGGGAGCACUGCCAUCACAG
Podarcis raffonei (Aeolian wall lizard) is the source of this 2756-nucleotide messenger RNA. RefSeq names its product STEAP2 metalloreductase (gene STEAP2). NCBI's taxonomy places the organism in Eukaryota, Metazoa, Chordata, Lepidosauria, Squamata, Lacertidae. Gene Ontology annotation, cellular component: endosome; plasma membrane. Gene Ontology annotation, molecular function: cupric reductase (NADH) activity; ferric-chelate reductase (NADPH) activity. Gene Ontology annotation, biological process: copper ion import. The record is from RefSeq and is a predicted model, not a curated record. The coding region runs from base 474 to 1943 and encodes 489 amino acids. The transcript has 7 exons.